Messenger RNA from Pecten maximus, 3017 nucleotides. Its product is annotated as ABC transporter G family member 21-like. The coding region runs from base 8 to 1867 and encodes 619 amino acids. Gene Ontology annotation, molecular function: ABC-type transporter activity; ATP hydrolysis activity; ATP binding. The transcript has 14 exons. The record is from RefSeq and is a predicted model, not a curated record. Lineage: Eukaryota; Metazoa; Mollusca; Bivalvia; Pectinida; Pectinidae. Gene Ontology annotation, cellular component: plasma membrane.
UUGAAACAUGGACGGAAUUUCAAAUACUUCCACACUUGCCUUCAAGGAUGUGACUGUGGCUAUUAAAUCAAAAAUAUUACUGAAGAACGUGUCUGGAUUUGCAUCGAGUGGUGAUCUGCUUGCCAUUAUGGGACCCACAGGUGUUGGAAAAACAACUCUUCUCAAUGUACUGGCAGGAAGAAUACCAUGUCACUCUGGAGCAAUAACUCUGAAUGAAUCUCCCUUUAAUAAAGCACUGCGACGUCGCCUUGGCUACGUAUUGCAGAAUGAUAUUUUUCUGUCCAACCUGACACUAUGGGAAACUCUAUACUUUACAGCGAUGAUACGGCUACCAGAUGAAAUCCCCAAACAGGAAAAGAUUAAGGAAAUCAACAAAAUAGUGGAUUCCUUCGAUCUACAGAAGUGCUUAAAUACAGCUAUUGGAGAUAUUGCCCAUCCUGGUUUAUCUGGGGGUGAGAAGAAGCGAGCGAGCAUUGCCUGUGAAUUACUUGCAGCCCCCGACAUUCUUCUCAUAGACGAGCCAACUUCCGGCUUAGAUUCCAGUACAGCACAUAGUUUGAUGGUACAGCUUAGAAAAUACGCGUCAGAGCAUAACAGGACAAUAGUAGCCACUAUUCACCAGCCCUCCAGUCAAGUAUUUAACUUGUUCUCCACCUUGAUGUUGCUCAAUGAAGGGAAGAUGGCGUAUUUUGGACCAGCCAAUAGGGCAAUAGAGCAUUACGCAGGUCUUGGGAUCACAUGUGGUCAACAUCAAAAUCCAGCCGACUUCCUCUUGAAAGCGUUGUCCGCGGAUGUGAUCAAACACAAAAAUGAGGGCGACGUAAGGGGAAUUCAAAGUCAGCAACAGCAGGAGGAGGAGCCUAAACAGAGUGGUACAUGCGGCAAACACAAUGGUACACUAACCGACACAGAUCGAGGGAUAGGAACGACCAAUGUUGAACUGAUGCAAGUCGCGGUCAAGCUACCCAAAUGUCAUACAAAUGAUGUCAAUAAUGAAAGAGAGGAAACUCGACGAUGGCCCACAUCAUUAUGGACCCAGUUUAACAUGCUCAGCUGGCGAUCCUACAAGCAGUCGAAGGGAAGGAUACUGGACAAGUUUGAGAUUCUGCUAGCUGCCAUGACAGCUACUUAUGUCAGCGUUUCGUUCUUUCAGACAGAAAAUUCAGCUAGCACCGUCCGCGAUAAAAUGGGCUUGGUGAUGAUUUCCCUCAUUUACUGGGCCUUCAGAAUGUUUGUAAUGGCUAUCUUGGGAUUUUACGAUGAGCAGGCUGUUAUUCGUAAGGAUCGAGCUGCCGGAGCCUACCGAUUGUUGGCAUAUUACCUCGCCAAGAUAACCAUCGAGAUUCCCCUAAUCAUCUUCGUUCCCUUCCUGUUUAACACUGCCGUGUACUGGCUGAGCGGACUGGGAGGGGUGGACGGUUACCUGGUGUUCGUUGGUAUCGGUACGCUGAAUUGCUUAUUGACACAGAGAGUGGCACACGUCCUUGGCGCGGCGAUAAAGGACCCUAAACUUGGCAUUAUGACUGGAAACGUAAUCUCAAUCGGGGGACUGGUUCUAGGGGGUUUCCUCAAGGUCCAUCCACAUGAUUGGCUGUUCUGGAUGAAGUACGUCACAUUAUUCCACUACCCCUACGCCGCUACUUUGACAUAUAUACUGAAGGACACACCUGACGUUUGGUGUAACCAAACAAAUGCCUUUAUCUACUCGAAGUGUCUUGGCAACACGACAGAAGUCCUGACGUCACGUGACCUUCUGAUAGAGAUCGGCGUGGAACUACCUAUCUAUUGCUACAUCAUGACCAUCGUGUUCGCCAUCUUGAUAUGUUAUGUGAUUGGUUAUUACGCAUUGAAAUGGAAACGAGUAUGAUGACGAUUCAGCAAAACUUUUCACCUAGUCGUUGCCAUGACUUGUUUGAUUUUAAGCAAAAUCGCCAUUUCCUUUUCCUUCAAACUGUUUAAUAUCUAAACUGUUUUCGAAUAAAAAUUCAUUUUCUAGUUAAAGCAAUCAAGUCCUUGACCACGAGAUCAGAUGUAGACUGGGCCCCUGUCUCUAGAAUAUUAAAAUUAUAGAUAAAAUUAAGCUUUAUGAUUUUGAUCCCUAGUAUAUGUCUGAUCCUAAGUUUCAAACUAGGGACAGAUAAUCUAGUAUUAGAAUUUAGCUUGGUAAUUCUUAAUAAAAAAACUUAGGGUCUGGUGGCCAGUCUAGAUCAGAUGUAGAAAACUCACACUCGUCGGCGAUGUUUUAGUUCUGAUCAUUUAUGCAAGGAUGCUAUAAGACGGAUGGACAGACAAUGUCAUACCAUAACACGUCCGGCAAAGACAGACAUGAAUAAAGAUGCAAUUGAAUAAAGAUCCUGGAUAUACUGCACGUUGACAAAUUAAAUGUAAAAGAAAGAUUUACUCUCAGACUUUUUACGAUAACAAGGUCCAUUUAGGUGAUCAGUUGUUUUCUAUUUCAUUACAAGCCACCUAAUCAAUCAAUAUUGGGAUCGGGUCAGAUUCAUAUCAUCAAAUACGCCUAAGGAAUAUUUGCAAAUUUGUUCGUCAGCAGCAAACACCUACCUUUCAUACUGUAGGUGGAAUAACAUGGAUAAUUCUAUCAAGAAAGGCGAUUUUCACGGUAAGAAAACCGGACUCCGAAAGUAAGGCAUAUAGCCCACUUACAAAUCGCCCCUAUUUAUUGUUUUAAGUUGUUUUGGAAUAGUAGUAGACAAUCAUUUAUGGGAAAAUGUUAAUUCCGUUCUUCAUGAUAAAUAUGAAUAUCACAAAUACGUACCGGGUAUCGUAUAUAUGAUAUCAUAAAACAUCUAUUUUUAAAACUAUCUGAUAGAUGCGAGGUUGGCUUUUAAGUCUGCUAUCAUAUAUUUCAUGUUCAGAUGGAUUUUUAACGUAUUCAAUAAUUUUCUUGUUUCAUAAAGUCUGAACACGACACUGAGGAUAGGACAAGGUUUUGUGAUGUGUUCCAUUGCGGUUAUAAUCUAUCUAAUUUGACACCAAAAUAAAGUCCAUCAAAAGAA